This is a messenger RNA of Manduca sexta (tobacco hornworm), 1570 nucleotides long. RefSeq names its product histidine-rich glycoprotein. NCBI's taxonomy places the organism in Eukaryota, Metazoa, Arthropoda, Insecta, Lepidoptera, Sphingidae. The coding region runs from base 50 to 1570 and encodes 506 amino acids. The transcript is spliced from 13 exons. Gene Ontology annotation, cellular component: extracellular matrix. The record is from RefSeq and is a predicted model, not a curated record.
GUCAGUCAGUUACUAAACUUUGUAUCAGCAAUACAACAAUUGAAACAAAAUGGUUGGCAAGUUCUUCGUUAUCCUUGCCUUAUUGGGUGCUGUAGCGGCGCACCACGCGUUCUCCUCCCAGCACGUGCACAAGUACGACGGUCACCACGAGCCCGUGUACCAUCACGGACACGGACACGAACACCAUGACUACUACACGUACCCGAAGUACGACUUCGAGUACAAGGUGGAUGACCCGCACACCGGCGACCACAAGUCGCAGCACGAGUCCCGCGACGGCGACGCAGUGCACGGCUACUACUCGCUGCAGCAGCCCGACGGCUCCCUCAGGGACGUGCACUACCACGGCGACGACCACUCCGGGUUCCACGCUGACGUGAAGUACAGCACCCAUCACGUCAUUUUCGUAUUCGCCGCCGCCGUCGCCCUCGCCAGCGCUCUUCCUCAACACCACGAGCACGGGCACGCCAUCUCAUCGCAGAGCAUCGUGCUGCACGCGUCGCAUGACCAGCACCACGCGCCUUCGCACCACCACCACAACGACCACCACCAGGAUCAACACCAUCAUCACCACGUCGACUACUAUGCUCAUCCUAAAUACGCAUACGAAUACAAAGUGGAGGACCCUCACACUGGCGACAAGAAGUACCAGCACGAGACCCGCGACGGUGACGUGGUGAAGGGCGUGUACAGCCUGCACGAGGCGGACGGUACCAUCAGGAUCGUCGAGUACACCGCUGACAAGCACAGCGGGUUCAACGCGGUGGUGAAGCACGAGGGUCACGCGCAGCACAUCCAGCCGGCACACCACCAGCAUAUAUUCGUUUUCGUUGCCUUAUUGGGUGCUGCAGCGGCGCACCACGCGUUCUCCUCCCAGCACGUGCAUAAGUACGACGGUCACCACGAGCCCGUGUACCAUCACGGACACGGACACGAACACCAUGACUACUACACGUACCCGAAGUACGACUUCGAGUACAAGGUGGAUGACCCGCACACCGGCGACCACAAGUCGCAGCACGAGUCCCGCGACGGCGACGUAGUGCACGGCUACUACUCGCUGCAGCAGCCCGACGGCUCGCUCAGGGACGUGCACUACCACGGCGACGACCACUCCGGUGAACCAAGCAGGGAAAACUUUAAGAUUUUCGUAAUUGCCGCCGCCGUCGCCCUCGCCAGCGCUCUUCCUCAACACCACGGACAUGGACAUGCCAUUUCAUCCCAGAGCAUCGUGCUGCACGCGUCGCAUGACCAGCACCACGCGCCUUCGCACCACCACCACAACGACCACCACCAGGACCAACACCAACAUCACCACGUUGACUACUAUGCUCAUCCCAAGUACGCGUACGAAUACAAAGUAGAGGACCCUCACACUGGCGACAAGAAGUACCAGCACGAGACCCGCGACGGCGAUGUGGUGAAGGGCGUGUACAGCCUGCACGAGGCCGACGGCACCAUCAGGAUCGUCGAGUACACCGCUGACAAGCACAGCGGGUUCAACGCGGUGGUGAAGCGCCAGGGUCACGCGCAGCACAUCCAGCCCGCACACCACCAGCAACAUCACUAG